CGUGCCCAGUCAAAUGAGUUCACAUAAAUUGAAACGGAGGGAGUAUAUUCUUACCACUCCUUUUUUCCCUUUUGGCAGGUGUGUUACUUGGUUAUGUAUCAAACUAUGCAUUUUCAAAGCUCCCAACAAAAUUGGCAUGGCGAUUCAUGCUUGGAAUUGGUGUCAUUCCAUCAGUCUUCUUAGCCCUUGGUGUUCUUGCCAUGCCCGAGUCACCACGUUGGCUAGUCAUGCAAGGUCGUCUUGGAGAUGCCAAAAGAGUUUUGGACAGAACUUCAGAUACAUUAGAAGAGUCCAAAAUGAGAUUAGCUGACAUAAAAGAAGCUGCUGGUAUUCCACAAGAUUGCCAAGAUGACAAUAUAGUUUCUGUCACUCGACGUAGUUCUCAUGGUGAAGGUGUUUGGAGAGAAUUGUUCCUCCAUCCAACCCCUGCUGUUCUUCAUAUUCUCAUUGCAGGUAUUGGCAUUCAUUUCUUUCAACAAGCAAGUGGUAUAGAUGCUGUAGUUUUGUACAGUCCGAGGAUAUACGAGAAAGCAGGCAUUACUAAAGACAACGACAGACUACUUGCCACUAUAGCUGUUGGAUGUAUGAAGACAUUCUUUAUCUUGGUAGCUACAUUCUUGGUAGACAAAGUUGGAAGAAGAGUUUUACUUCUAUCAAGUUGUGGUGGUAUGAUUCUCUCCUUAUUAGGCCUAGCAACAGGCUUAACCAUAAUUGAUCACUCAGAUCAUAAGCUAAAAUGGGCAAUAGUCCUUUGCAUAUGUACAACAUUAUCUAGUGUUGCAUUCUUCUCAAUUGGCAUGGGUCCUAUAGCAUGGGUAUACAGUUCAGAAAUCUUUCCAUUGAGAUUAAGAGCUCAAGGUUGUAGCAUAGGUGUGGCAGUGAAUAGAGCAAUGAGUGGAGCAAUUUUGAUGACAUUCAUAUCAUUAUACAAGGCUAUUAGUAUUGGAGGGGCUUUCUUCUUGUAUACUGGAAUUGCAAUAAUUGCUUGGAUUUUCUUUUACACAUUGUUACCAGAAACACAAGGUAGAACACUAGAGGAGAUGGAGGAAUUGUUUGGUACUUUCUUUAAGUGGAGAUCUACAAUGAAAGAAUUGAAGAAAAACAAAGUGGAAAGUGAUGGUAGUGCUCAAGUUCAAAUGGGAAAUAGCCAGCCUUAAAUGGUGUUCUGACCUGCCAACUGGAGCGUGAACAAUCUAUCCUAGGGCCUAAUAUCGGGGGCUUGGCUUUGAUAUCAUGAUAAGAAUGAACAUUGCAUCUAAUUCAACCCCAAAAGUUAGCGUAAAGAGAAAAGAUUGCUCAAGCCAUAAAGAGUCUAAGGAACUCAUUCAUCUCCGACAUGGGAUUCCAUCAUAUGCUAACUGUGUGGUAGAGUAUAUUUUUUGAAGUCUUCAAAAAUCUAUAUCCUGUUUCCAUUUAGUGGUAGUAAUCAUAAAUAUCUUAUAUUGCAACUCAUCAUCUACACAGAACUUACACUACUUGUUUCCCAUUUAAAAUUCCAAAACAUAUGUGUCUUCCAUGUUUUUUGGCUA
Molecule: messenger RNA, 1529 nt
Organism: Nicotiana tabacum (common tobacco)
Lineage: Eukaryota; Viridiplantae; Streptophyta; Magnoliopsida; Solanales; Solanaceae
Source: RefSeq, a predicted model, not a curated record